GGAUAGAAGAUAUAACUGGUAAUGCCUACAUACUGCAAUUUACCGCUGAUAUCUUGGAUAAAGAAAAAUUUUUGAAUGAUGUAUUAAAAAAUGUUAAUAAUAACUUAUUAUUAGGAUGUGCCAGAUUUGAAUUUAGUGAUAAAGAUAUUAAAGAUUUAAAAGGAACUAUUAGUGGUGCUUGGAGUGAUGGAAGUAAAGAAUGGACUCCUGAACGUAUGAUUCAACUAAACUACAGAUUCGGUGAUGAUGGUACUUUCUGGAUGUGUUAUGACGAUUUCCUUAAUUAUUGGGAUAUGAUUUAUAAAUGUAGAUUAUUUGAUUCAAUUAAACUUCCAGCUGUUGACUAUGUAAUUAUUCCACAUGAAAAUCAAGAACCAAAGCAAGAAAAGAUUCAGAAAUUGAGGCUAAAAAACGUAAAGGAAAACGAUGAUAAGGAAAAGAAAGAUGAAUGGGAAUUGCAAUUGGGAUUAAGAGUUUAUAGUAAAUGCGCAGGAAUUAAAUUGGAAGGGCUUCCAGGUGAAUUCCCAAAAAAGAAAGAUAAAAAAGAAGAAAAGGCUGAAGAAAAAGAUCUAGAGGUUGAUACUAAAGUUAUUAAUCCUAAAGAUGAUGAGAAAAAGGAUGAUGAGUAA
Molecule: messenger RNA, 629 nt
Organism: Racocetra fulgida
Lineage: Eukaryota; Fungi; Glomeromycota; Glomeromycetes; Diversisporales; Gigasporaceae
Source: the annotation of a GenBank genome assembly